This is a messenger RNA of Myxocyprinus asiaticus (Chinese sucker), 8365 nucleotides long. RefSeq names its product protein Shroom2-like. Bases 1031 to 5227 code for a protein of 1398 amino acids. Gene Ontology annotation, cellular component: apical junction complex; cortical actin cytoskeleton; adherens junction. Gene Ontology annotation, molecular function: actin filament binding. The record is from RefSeq and is a predicted model, not a curated record. The transcript has 9 exons. Lineage: Eukaryota; Metazoa; Chordata; Actinopteri; Cypriniformes; Catostomidae. Gene Ontology annotation, biological process: actin filament organization.
GAUUCUCAUGCUCACACUGCAUGUUGCAUCCUUUUCUAAUUUAAUUUAUAUUAUCAGGGAGCAUAACAAUUUGAGUGAAAAACUGAAUAGAAUUUGAUACAUAAAACUUCUGCAGAAGGGGAACAUGAAUGAGCAACAUUAAAAUUGUGCUGGAUUUUCAACCCAACCAUUCCAGUUUUCCUUAGACAUUCCUUUUUUUGUUAUGCUGUCAUGUUUGUGGCUGAUACUGUUGCCAGACCACAGAGUUACAGUCUGCUCUGUGUUUAUAGAGCGGAUUGUGUUGAAUCACAAAGGUGGGUUGGGCUGUGAGGUGUUGAGUUUCUCCUGUUAAUUGCCUGUAUCCUAACACAUGCUGCCCCGUCUGUCUGUAAAUGAAAGGUGUUUGAAACUCUAAAUAUUUUUUAAUUGAAAAAGCUUAGAAUUAUUUUGGAGAUGUUAUAUUUGAUCUCACUUGAAUGUGUUGUCUGAUAGCAUGGUAUUACAAUUUUAUUCCCUUUAAGGACAGAAUUCAGGGCUGAUUUGACACUUUAUUAACCUUGACCCAGUGUAAACAAGCAUUAAGGAAGAAUUAAACUCAUAUCGGACACAAUUGCUCGCUUUUGGCUGAAAUUAAUAAUAUUUUUGCCUGUUCUAAUAAUUGCUACAUCAUAGUCAUAGUCUCCCAGACCAGCAUGCCAUUCGGUUUCAUUCAUCUUUCAUCUUUUCAUAUGCCGCCACCCUGCCCAAUUCGGUGAACCAUUCUUGAAAUGGAGCGCCUUUUAACUUCCAUCAAGAAUGAUCUGAAUGUCUCCAUCCUCCAAAUGACAUCGCCAGCAGGAGGAAUGAGUCUUCAUGUAGACCUCAUUCCUGGCACUCCGCAAAACCCACAGAAAACCCAACCACAGACAUCACUAAAUCUGAACCCAACCCUGGAGCUGAACCUACCUGGCAGACAAAAUAUGAUGCAGGUUCACCAGCAAAAGACAACACCAGCUGUUGGGGACAGACAAAUCUGCGAAAAGUGUCCUGCCAGUUCAGCUCAGUGGGAAAUAUGGAAAGUGUAGAGCCCUCAACUCAUGCUUUCUCAAAAGAGCCAGCGUUAUCGAACAAGCCCAGCAGUGUAGAAGACCACCCAAUGGUUGAGAAAGCUGCCAACAAACGUACCUCUGCAUGUAACGCAUUUUUGUCAGGCUCAACUGACCACAGUGCACCUCGGGGUAUCAUCCCCACAGAGGGUAUGUUUUACAGAGGCAGUCCAAAUGAGAUUGGAGUUCCCAGUGACUGCCACAGAUACCUACAGAUUCCCAUGGGAAAUGGUGGACAAGUGAGUCCCAGCAUGGAGGAUCAAGCUGGCUCCAAAUUCUCCUCUUCUGGGAGAUCAAACCAUGGGCCUGUGUGGCAUGUUCCUGAGAAUAAAUUGUUAACUAGUGCAGCUUCACCUGCACCACCUCCUCCACUGCGUAGUGAUAGUUUCACUGCCACCAGAGUUCAUGAGAAGACCAUGGUGGGGUCCUUUCCUGAAGGACUUCCUUCUUUUCCACAACAGAAGUCUCACUGUAGAGCUGUGGACAGACCGUUUGAUGACUACCAUGCCAGUGACAGAGGACAUGAAGUGAGACAUAGCUUUAACCUACCUCAAAAGAAAGACUUUCUUCAUCCAUAUCUUUCAGUUGAGAACUACAACCCAAAUCAGCAAAACACUAAUAAACAGUUUUCCCAUUCAAGCACUGAUGUAAGACAAGGCCAGAAUCCAUUUACAUAUGAGCUUCAGCAUCAGAGACAACACAGCGAUGAGAGUCCUUUCUCCAUGAACCCAGGUACUACAUACACAACAAAGACCCAGAGCAUUGGGAACUACUACAGAAGCCUUCAAGAUCUGCCUAACAACACAGGCAGUCGAAACCAAGCGAGAACCUCGACAGCUUCCCUCUUGAACACAGCCUUUGACCACAACCAUGAAGGUCAGGCUCAUUUCCGUUACUACUGCAUCACUGCCCAGCAGCCAUCCUUGGAGUCAUCUACCUUAGCACAGGGAUGGAUGGGUGAUGAAUGGAGGUCAGAUACAGGGACUACACAAGGUGUCACAGAAAGAAGCUUUGUUGGUUCUCAAAAGGUCAUAAAGACAAAGUAUCCCCAACCCUACCUUAGUCUUCCAGAGAACAAGAGCUCCAGUGGUUACAGCAAACAGCAGACCAUCAGUCUUCCCUCAAGCGAAGCUGCAUCUCUUGGACCAGAUCGUGUUAUCUCAAAGUCCAGCUCUGGGGAGAGGGAAAGAGAGGGUCAAAAGAAGAAAUUUGCGGAUGUUAAGCAGCAGCCCUCCAGGCAGGAAUCAAACCACCAGACAGAGCAGAAAAACCCUGUCUCCACUUACCACCAAGACAAUCCAUGGAUCAUCAAGCAAGAUCAAAAGAUCUGUCCUCAGAAGACCCCCAUGUUGCACUCUUUGGCCCAGGAGAGCAAGAAGGCAGAUAAAUCAAUAAUAACAUCCAAAGUAGGAGGCCAUCAAGAAACAACUGAUUCCCUUGGUGGCAAACAGGGAAGACGGAGUGAUCGCUACGCAACUACUCUGCGCAAUGAAAUCCAACAGAAGAAAGCACAGCUGCAGAAAAGCAGAAGUGCAGCUACCUUGACCUGUCCAAGCGAAGUUGAGGAGGACUCUGGUAUCUGGAAGUCCAAUGAGACCUCUACAUCCUCAUCUGAUGGUUCCUUCACCAACACCUACAAGGAUCAUCUGAAGGAAGCCCAGGCAAAAGUUCUGAAGGCCACAUCUUUUAUGAGGAAAGACCUGGAGCUCCCUGAGAAUGAAGCUUCACCUGGCCAGGCGCCCAAACGGCUUGGGCCCGUUCAUGGCCAAGUCACGCGCAUUGGAGGACGCAAACGAUUUUCCAUGGAUAAAAAAAUACAUUCUUUCUCUGAACCAGACAAGAUCAAUGAAGUAGGAGUUGAAGAUAAACUUGGGUCCUUUGUAGACCGAUAUAAAUUCUUUGAAGGUUCCUGUAGGUUGACCCUCCAGAAGCCCAUUCCAAAGCAGUCCCUGCUUAGUCCCAGUGAAGACCUUAAUGAGAGAAAAAGCAAAUUAACUGGUGACGGUGAAAGUAUCCUCAGAGCUCCCAUCAAACAGAGUAAAUCAAGCCAUUCUUACCUUAAUGCUGAGGAGCAACAACGGCUGGGUACAUUUGCUGAAUACGAGGCUACAUGGAACCUGAAGAAGAAGCCACUGGAAAGAAGAACCACUGGCAGAUAUCACUCAGCUGAAAACAUUCUGGACUCAGGCUUGGAUGAAUCCAACAGCGCAGUGUGUAUUCACGAAAGAUCUCGUUCCUCACCUUCUGCUGACUUCUGUGGUCAGAAUAUCCCUCUGCCACCCAGACAGUCUCCUGUGCAAUCUCCAUCUGAAUGCAAGGACCAACAGCAGACCUGUAUCACCAGUCUAUCUGAAAGGGAGCAUGAUCCUGUUAUCAUCUCUGAGCCUCUGGAAUCAAUCACACUGAAUGUUCUGGAAAAAGAACACACGGCAGCUUCUCUUCUUUUGAACCAGAGAUUAAGACCUGAUUCUAGGCACCCACCAUCCCUCUCCUCACAUCAUCUCCAGGUUCCUGUGUCUGAGCAGAUACUUCCAAAAAACAAAAUGCUUGAACCACAGAGGUCUGCCCAGGUUAGAAUGGACAAAAAGCUGGAAACCAUGGGCCCUUCCAGAGUCGCACAGGAAGUGCAGCCCAUUGCACAGGGCAUCACAGCAGUUCAAACUCCUUCCCCUGACUCAACUCAAGGAUCCACGAGACUCUGUACUACACAUUGCCCUUUAGAACACCUGGAGAGAGACAUGUUCUUGACCACAGAACAAGAAAACGGUCAGAAAUCAGACAGCGGGGGGCUGUUUUCUCUUUUAGGUCGUUCCUCCAUUUCUCCCCAGAGGAAUGCUGACCUGACCAUAACCUCAGCCAACAGAACACGUUCUCCAUCUCCACAGUUUUUUCCACAAAGAUUUACAGAUGAACCUCUGACAACUGUGCAGAAAAAGGAUCCACACAGUUAUAAGAUGGAGGAAACACUAGAACCAAACACUGCUGGGCGCAAAGUCCCUAUACAGAUCGUCUAUUUAGAGAACGGUUCCGAAAGAGACUGUAGAAACUAUCUACUACAUGGCGAAACAUUGGGAGGCUCUGAGUUUCCUAUAACUUCCCAACUAAAACAACUAGAUUCUCCAGAGCAACCUAAGUCACUGUUUAGUGCCUGUGCUCGCCCGGAUCCCAAUAGAAACACUGACAGGACUUCCUCAGAACAUCAAAUCGACAACGAGACAGUGAGGACCGACAGUUUGUCUGAGCACUCUGAAGAGGACUUAAAAAGAGAGGAACUGGCCAGAGAUAUCAUGGGAAAGGACAAGAGUCUGGUGGACAUUUUGGAUCAGAGUAAGAUGAAGACCACGAUGGAUCUGAUGGAGGGAAUCUUUCCUCAAGGGGAACAGCUCCUGGAGGGGGCGCAGCUAAGGAGGAAGGCCACCUCCAAACAGACACCUCCCAAAACACAGCAGAGGGUGGAAGACAGUUUGGCUUCAUCAGUGUCGUUAGUGAGCAGUUCGUCAUAUUACAGCACAUCGGCACCCAAAGCUGAGCUGCUUAUAAAGAUGAAGGAUCUGCAAGAGCUCAUGGAGGAACAGGAUUCAGAAGAUGAACUCGAUUAUGACGUUUCCAGCAAGAAGCAAGAGUUGAUCGACAGCUUAAGCAAGAAGCUCCAGGUUCUGCGAGAGGCCCGUGAAAGCCUUCAAGAGGACAUACAGGACAAUAAUCUUCUCGGAGAGGAGGUGGAGGCCACCGUACAGACCGUCUGCAAGCCAAAUGAGCUAGAGAAGUUCCGCAUGUUUGUGGGGGAUCUGGAUAAAGUGGUCAGUCUUCUGCUGUCACUGUCCGGCAGACUCGCUCGUGUGGAAAACGCCCUGAACAACCUGGAAGAGGGAACGUCAGCUGACGAGAAGAACACUUUGACAGAGAAACGGAAACUACUGAUUCGCCAGCAUGAAGACGCUAAAGAACUGAAGGAGAACUUGGACAGAAGGGAACGUUUGGUGUAUGACAUUCUGGACAGUUGCCUGAGUGAAGAGUGUCUUGCAGACUACAAGCACUUUGUAAAAAUGAAGUCAGCACUGAUUAUUGAGCAACGCAAACUGGAAGACAAGAUCAAACUGGGUGAAGAGCAGCUCAAAUGUCUGAAGGACAGUAUGCCACUGGACCAGAGACUACUGUACUGAACAAUACUACACUCUAUACUAAUCUAUUCUGUGUUGUACUGGACUGUACUACAAUCUGAUCAACUAUAGUGAUCUAUAAUUAGCUAUAACGGACAAUACUACACCCUGAUAAACUAUAAUGAUCUAUACUGUGCUAUACUGAAUAAUAGUGUGCUCUAUACUGAUCCAUACUGUGAUAUACUGAACUAUACUACAUUCUGAUAAACUAUAGUGAUCUUUACUGAGCUGUACUGGACAAUACUACACUAUACUUCUCUAUACUGGACAAUGCUGCACUCUGAUAAACUAUACUAAUCUAUGCUACGCUAUACUGGACAAUACUACACACUCAUAAACUAUACUCAUUCAUUCUGCGAUAAACUGGACAAUAGCACACUCUGAUUAACUACACUGAUCUAUACUGUGCUAUACUAAACAAUACUACACUCUAAACUGAUCUAUACUACACUUCACCAGACAAUACUACACACUGAUAAACUAUACUGAUCUAUACUGUGCUAAAUUGGACAAUAGCACACUCUGAUAAAUGAUACUAAUCUAUAAUGUGCUAUGCUAAACAAUACUACUUUAUACUGAUCUAUUCUGCACUAUACUGGACAAUAAUACACUCCGAUAAAUGAUACUAAUCUAUAAUGUGCUAUGCUAACCAAUACCACACUCUAUACUGAUCUAGACUGCUCUAUACUAAACAAGACUACACUCUAUACUGAUCUAGGCUGCACUAUACUGAACAAUAAUACACCCUAUACUGAUCUAUACUACACUUCACCAGACAAUACUACACCGUAAUAAACUAUAUUAAUCUAUGCUGCGCUAUACUGGACAAUACGACACUCUGAUCAACUAUACUGAUCUAUACUGCGCUAAACUGGACAAUAGCACACUCUGAAUAACUAUACUGAUCUAUACUGUGCUAUACUGGACAAUACUACACUCUGAUAAAUGAUACUGAUCUAUACUGUGCUAUGCUAAACAAUACUACACUCUAUACUGGGCAAUAAUACACUCUAUACUGUGCUAUACUGGAGAAUUCUACACUGAUAAACCAUACUGGGCUAUAUUAAACAAAACUACACUAUACUUAUCUAGACUGCGCUAUACUGGACAAUAAUAUACUAUUUUGAUCUAUACCGUGCUAUACUGGACAAAACUACACUCUGAUAAACUACACUCGCCUAUACUGUGCUAUACUAAACAAUACUACACUCUACUGAUCUAUCCUGCGCUAAACUGGACAAUACUACACUCCAAUAAGCUAUACUGAACAAUAUUGAACUCUGACAAUCUAUACUGGUCUAGACUGCACUAAACUGUACAAUACUACAAUCUAUGCUCAUUUAUACUGUGCUAUACUGGACAAUACUACACCCUGAUAAACUAUACUGAUUUAUACUGUGCUAUAUUAAACAAUACAUCACUCUAUAAUGAUCAAUACUGCGCUAUACUGGACGAUACUACACUCUAUACUGAUUUAUACUGCUCUAUACUGGGCAAUUCUACACUCUGAUAAACUAUACUAAUCUAUGCUGUGCUAUACUGGACAAUACUACACCCUGAUAAACUAUACUGAUUUAUGCUGUGCUGUACUAAACAAUACUGUACUCUAUACUGAUCUAUCCUGCGCUAAACUGGACAAUACUACACUCUGAUAAGCUAUACUAACCAAUACUACACUUUACUGAACAAUACUGCACUCUGAAAUACUAUACUGAUCUGGACUGCACUAUACUGGACAAUACUACACCCUAUGCUGAUUUAUACUGUGCUAUACUGGACAAUACUAGACCCUGAUAAACUAUACUUAUCUAUACUGUGCUAUACUAAACAAUACUACACUCUAUAGUGAUCAAUACUGUGCUAUACUGGAUGAUACUACACUAUCUAUACUGAUUUAGACUGCACUAUACUGGACAAUACUACACUGAUAAACUAUACUAAUCUAUGCUGCUCUGUACUGGACAAUACUACACUAUAGUGAUCAGUAUUGCGCUAUACUGGACAAUACUACACUCUGAUAAACUAUACUACUUUAUACUGUGCUAUAUUAAACAAUACUACACUCUAGUGAUCAAUACUGCACUAUACUGGAAAAUACUACACUCUAUACUGAUUUAUACUGUGCUAUACUGGACAAUACUACACUCUAUAGUGAUCAAUACUGCGCUAUACUGGGCAACACUAUAUUCUGAUUUAUACUGCAUUAUAUUGGACAAUACUAGACUCUGAUAAACUAUACUGAUCUAUACUGUGCUAUACUAAAAAUACUACACUCUAGUGAUCAAUACUACACUAUACUGGACAAUACUACACUCUAUAGUGAUGAAUACUGUGCUAUACUGGACAAUACUACUUUAUGAUAAACUAUUCUUAACUAUGCUAUGCUGUAACCACCUGUAUUUUAUAUCAGCUUGUGUGAAUUAAUUUGAUUCCUUACUACUAGCACAAAAUAAGUUCCCAUUACUGCACAAAUGCUCUGGAAGUGCUGUAAGGAAAUGCUACAGUAUAUGCUUUUUUGUAUGACUGAUUUUCAUUGAGUCUAGUUUUCUUUAAUAUAGCAUUUUUAUCAUAGUUGAAUUCAUGCUUGGAAUUUUCAGGCAUAUUCUAUAUGAAAUCUUCUGUUGUUUUUUUAAGGAUCUCUUUUUAGUCCACAUGAAAGGUUUUUUUUCUACCUGUAAUUCUGAGUGUAAUUGUAUUUACAUGUUUAUCUAAUUUAUUUUUGUACUGAAUGACAUAUAUAAGGGUGCUAAUAACAGAAAGGUUACUUUGACAUUAGAUCUUGUUGCAUCUGUUUCAUCUUUACUAACAGCAAACUGUACAUUUAAUAGCUUGAUAUUUUCUUUCUGAUCCAGACUGUUUUCCUCAUUCUGACAUUAAAAUGUGUAUUCUUUUUUUCUUCCUAGAAUAAUCUUCAAUUGGUUGAAAGGAGUUUUAGAGAUGGACUGAUGAGUUGUAUUCCAAAAUAACCUAUUAAUGAAAUUUGUGGACCAUAUUCCUGCUAUUCCCUUCUCACUGUGAACUAAAUGAAUUGUGUGAACAAAAUCAUGCUGGCAAGCAAAAUAUUGUUCAUAGACUGCAGUGUACUUCUACUAAAUUAAAUUAAAUGAAAACAUAUAUUGCAACUUUUUUUAUUAAACUAAA